AUGAGACGUUUCCCAGGGUCUGCGGGGUUAUUUUUAGCGUGGAAUGACUUUGACUCCUCGUUUGGUUCAGGGAACGAUGCGGCUUGCGAAAGCGGCUCGGCGGAGGCGCUGCUCCCUCCGCCGGGGCCACCGCUUCGGUUGUCGGGGCUGCUUGCAGGUACCGGCACCGGUGACCCAGUCAUCCAAAAGCGGCGACUGGGGGAGCGGCGGCCGCCCAAGCCCGGCGGAAGCAGCGAGCGGAGAAGCUACGGGGCGGUCGUGGAUCCGCAGUGGGCCAUCGCUGCGUGCUCACAUUCGCACACUGCGGAAACUGCGAGCUGUAGCACGACGUAUCCGCUACACGACGGGCGCUAUGUGCCCUCAUCGGGUGCUGGCCUGCGAGGAUCAACGAUGCCAACAACGAAGGAUAGAUCCAAUUGUUUGCAUGCGAUGCGGCAGUCGCGCUCCACCGAUUCGAUGGAGCGCGCUUUUGUUGGAUUCCAUUCCGACAGACGGCAAGAUGACCUGGCUCCCGUGGACGAAGCAGUCCUAUCUCAAGCUUCAACCGAGAGACUUGAAGGCAUCGCUGGGAAACGGAACUCGAAUAUGCCCGAUCUCUCGCUCUGUUCGCACUCUGAAACGGCACCCGGCAUCGACGCGGCGCCCGGGUACAUCAGCACCGACGAGAUACCAGAGCGCCAUGGCCCUGUACUGCAUCGUUGCAUUUGGGUUGAAGCGGUCCUCCACGGAGACUGCCCUGCGGAGAUUGCACAACACUCAAUGCUGGAGAUUCGGGCGAAAAACGGUACCCAGUGGCAGAGCAUCUGUCCUGAUCUUGAUCACGACCUCGAAGGCAGCCCAGCACAUGAAUGGCACACGACGCUGGCCCCAGAUCGGAAUACGCACCUGCGGCAUACCGCCUCGCAACCAGUUCACCAAGAUGCUCCGGAUGCGUCAUUUGCCAGGGUGACGAUUUUCGGCAGCGACGCACCAGCAUCGCCACCGCUGAGACAGACGGCGGCGGUGGCGCUGACCGCACGACACAGUCGCCCAAAGCAGCCUCGCGCUGCAGAGAGCCGGCUCCACGUACUCCGUAUACCCUGCGGAUGCCGCCUGGCAUCAAACGGCGUCUGCGAACUGGAGAUCUACCUGCAUAUGCGCAUCAAGGUGGCAUCAGAGACGCGUUUCGGCUGCACGCUGUUCGCUUUCGAUCAACAACGGACGCCCCUGGCAAGCCCUCACUUUGUGUAUGUCACCAUUUCUGGGGGAAACGUUACAGACCGGAACAACCCAAUCGGUCGUCUGCAGGUAACCUGUGAGCGCGCCAGCAACUGGAGCAGAGAGCGGAUGCGUGGAAUCCCCGAAGCAUCCUGGCAGCGCGCAACCUGGUUGCUUCCGACAUCACUUCACGAUCCAGUCACCGCGGGGCUCUCGCAGGCGCCCAAUGAAACGGAGCUCGCCGCACCGCUCGACAUGUUCGAUGUCUUCUGGAGACCUGCGGCGAACUGCGCUCUCGCAGGGUCUCCAUCUCGAGCCUCUUCGCAGCCUUGCCCGAGGAGCGUCAAACACGCUCCCGAUGCUCCGGUACACCCGCGCAGGGCAUCCGGUGUGAACGCUGCCGCUCUCGGUAUCGAGAGCGAUGCUCCAUUCCAGAGUUGCUGUGCGCUGGAGGGCGCCAGCGCCCGCGCAGCAGCCUCUCGAGUGAGUCCAGUUACAGACGCCUGGUCCAGCGUUGAACAAGCAGAAACGUAUGCACUGUGGUCUUUUUCGCUGGACUCUUUCGAGCCAGUUGCCGCUGUGGAACCGAGGUCUUCGCUAGCGACAGAGCAGCUUGUCGCUGAACGUGAAUGCUGCCCCCUGGAAAAGCCAGAUUUCCCGGGCGUAGGGGUUGCAUGCAAGCCACCAUCAGCCACUAGUCCGCACUCGUCGGCGAGCGGAACGCCCGGACACGCUUCCAGCGAUUCACAUGGCAUUGAUUCGCAGCCUGCAGUGGACCCGGACACAGCGCAGGCUUUUGCCCGGGUUCGUGAACGAAUUCGUGGCAAAUCGAAACGUUUCACGCUCUACGCAAUCACGCUCUCCGACUUGCGCUCUUUCUUUCAUUUGCCCCGUGACGUGGUGGCUAGGCAUCUUGGAAUCUGCGUGACGCUCCUCAAAAAGAUUGCUCGUCGCAACGGUAUUGCACACUGGCCGUAUCGUCGCCUCAAAACGCUUCGGAGCAAAAUCGCGGCGCUUGAGGUUGAGCUUCAGCUCCCAAGUGUUGUUGAUCGAAACGGUCGCGCACUUUGCCGUCAACUCCAGCAGCUGCGCCAGCGAAUGCAGCAGAUUCAGGGUAAUGGUGCGGUCUCCGAUGACGCGCUACCAGCAUCCUAG
Molecule: messenger RNA, 2352 nt
Organism: Cyanidioschyzon merolae strain 10D
Lineage: Eukaryota; Rhodophyta; Bangiophyceae; Cyanidiales; Cyanidiaceae
Exons: 1
Coding region: 1-2352 (783 amino acids)
Molecular function (GO): DNA-binding transcription factor activity
Source: RefSeq, a predicted model, not a curated record